CGGACGGCAAACUUGCGGAGGAGCGGGCGGCGGUGCCUCAGCACCGAUCUCCACCACCAGUCCACUAGCAGGACAGCCGCCGCUAGCAAGCCAUUUGUUCAGUGAUGAAGAAAGCUAGGAAGACCGGGCUGGAGGCGCAGAUCAUGACCACCAUGUUGGGUUCUUCUGUUCAGUUCAGAAUAGACUACGAGCAAACCAAACAGCUUCCCAUCGGCAAGGCCGUUUACUCCGACGUCUUCUCCGUCGGGGGACACAACUGGAGGAUUGAGUGCUACCCGCGUGGGGCACAUAAGGAACACAAGGGCGAGCAUCUAUCCAUAUUCCUCAAGCACAUGGGCAGAACCAAAAGAGUAAAGGCAAUCUUCGAGGCCUUCUUGAUGGACAAGGAUGACCAACCGUGUACCACGGCUUCAAGAAGGUCAUGCGUUCGUGAAUUCCCAAUCGAUGGUGAAGGCAAUGCUGAUGAUGUCGACUGGGGAUGGAGUCAGUUUGUUGACAGAACUAAGCUGGAGAAUGACUACGUAACAGACGGGCACAUUACAUUUGUGUGUGGCAUCAUGGUCAUCGAUGACAGCCCUAUUCCUGUGCCACCUUCUGACAUCGGGAUCCAUUUCGGCCGCUUGCUAGAUCACACGGACGGGAUGGAUGUGUCAUUCACCAUCGAUGGCCAGACCUUCCACGCUCACCGUGCAGUGCUUGCUGCCCGCUCACCGGUCUUCAGAGCCGAGCUCUUCGGCCCCAUGGCAGAGGCUACGAUGACAUCCAUCACGCUGCAAGAAAUUGCGCCUGCAACAUUCAAAGUUAUGCUUCGGUUCAUAUACACCGAUGCGUUGCCUGGAGAAGAUGAGCUUGGGGACCCUUCCGCUGACAUACUUCAGGAUCUACUUGCUGCGGCCGAUCGAUAUGCACUAGACAGGCUGAAGCUUAUGUGUGCCCAAAAGUUAUGGGAUAAGGUGUCGACAGAUACAGUUGCAACUACCUUAGCUUGCGCCGAAACAUAUAACUGUCCUGAGUUGAAGAGCAAGUGCAUUGACUUCUUGGCGGUGCAGGAAAAUUUCCAGGAGGCAGUGUUCACUGAUGGUUAUGCACUGUUGGUUCUGAAAUUCCCAUCAAUUACUGCUGAGCUCAGAAAGAGGGUUAGGACAUAAUACAAUGAGAUUCAUCUGCAUAUGUAUAGUUCAGGUGGAACAAGCUUCAGGAAUCAAGGAAUGCCAUAUCAUCUGCUGACAUCACCGACGAAGUCCAGCUUGGUGUCCCUGAAGACUGGAGAGGCAUUCAACUUCAGUCAAUGCCAGAACAACGUGGCAGUUGCUGAAGGUGCUGGUCUCACUGGCAAUGUUUCAGCAGUGGAGCAAUUCAUCCGCGAGCACGUGAAGGCUUAAAUUCAUCUCAUCCUUGCAAAAUACUACCUCCGUCCCAAGGAAUAAGGCGCACGCGUAUUCCAAGAUGAACUUUG
Molecule: messenger RNA, 1456 nt
Organism: Lolium rigidum
Lineage: Eukaryota; Viridiplantae; Streptophyta; Magnoliopsida; Poales; Poaceae
Product: BTB/POZ and MATH domain-containing protein 2-like
Exons: 3
Coding region: 105-1148 (347 amino acids)
Biological process (GO): protein ubiquitination
Molecular function (GO): protein binding
Source: RefSeq, a predicted model, not a curated record